Messenger RNA from Annulohypoxylon truncatum, 573 nucleotides. RefSeq lists its product as uncharacterized. Lineage: Eukaryota; Fungi; Ascomycota; Sordariomycetes; Xylariales; Hypoxylaceae. The record is from RefSeq and is a predicted model, not a curated record. The transcript is spliced from 2 exons. Bases 1 to 573 code for a protein of 190 amino acids.
AUGGUUCGAUUUGCAACCACCUUGCUCGCAGCAGGGCUAUUCGCCUCCCGGGCGAUAGCCAGGACAGUGUGUCCACCCUGGCAGAUUGAUAAUUUCGAACUCGCCGAAGUCCAGCAGAACAACUAUGGCUACAAGGCAAGCGACGAUGGCACCAUGACGAACCUCACAUCCCACAUCGGAUCGAUCUCUUUCGUCCCCCAUAGCGGAUCCACCUUCACCGAGGAGAUACCAUGCACCAACGCCAUCACUCUCGAGUACGAUUACCUCUCGUACACGAUCAAGGGGCCGGCGCGGGCCGGCUCCGUGACGAUCGAGCUCCAGACGAGGCACAACUGCUUCAAGCCGCUGAAACCCAUGAGGAGCACCCAGGUCAUCGACAUGCAUUUCGACGGCGAACUUAUCGAACGUCAGAUCCCCUUCAAGAUCUUCGAAGACCAGGGCGCCAACCUGAGGUCCAUCACUGGCAUCAAGUGGUUGAACUUCCAAGAUGACCAGGGCGAGACUUUCGAAUGGUCGCUUGCCAAUAUCCGGUUCCUCUGCGAUGAUAAUAUUCCACCAACUCAGGGGCGCUAG